CAUCAUCUACUCUCUGAAGUCUGAACUGGCCACAUCGACCCCCUCAGUGACCGAGUCUCUAUCUGGUCCAACUCUCAAAAUAACCAACUAUGACCAAAACGGAACAAGUAUACUCCGCCGGAAUAUCCAUUCCCGGCAACCGUAUUCCCAUGUCCAAUAAGAACAAGAAGCUCUUCUUCUUCACUCUUGUCACUACUCUGCUCCUCGUCUCCGCCAUCGUCGGCAUUGUUGUCGUAGUUAACUCCCGAAAAAACUCCGGCGACGGCCUCCACAAUGUCCAUUCGAGUAUGGCACACGCCAUCGUCAAAAGCGCGUGUAGCUCCACCAUGUACCCUGAACUCUGCUUCUCCGCCGUCGUUGCUGAACCCGGCUUCGCCCAGAAAGUCUCCACCCAGAAAGACGUCGUAGAACUGUCUCUCAACAUAACCAUCAGAGCCGUAGAACACAACUAUUUCACUGUCAAGAAGCUCCAAACCAGAAAAGGCCUGACGAAGAGAGAGAAAACUGCUCUUCAUGAUUGCUUGGAAACAAUUGACAGUACCCUGGACGAGCUUCGCCGGGCCAUCACCGAUCUCGAAGGCUCCGCUCAUCACGCCGACGACCUCAAGACUCUCAUCAGCGCCGCCAUAACUAACCAAGAGACCUGCUUGGACGGGUUCUCCCACGACGGCGCUGAUAAACAGGUGAGGGAAGGGCUGAUGGACGGGCAACUUCACGUGGAACGCAUGUGCAGCAACGCACUGGCUAUGAUCAAGAACAUGACGGACGGUGAAAGGUCUGCUAGUAAUAGAAAACUGACAGAAGUGGAUGAAGUAGCCGACGGGAUUAAGUGGCCGGAGUGGAUGUCGGGAGGAGACAGGAAGCUUCUGCAGGCGCAGACGGUGAAUCCAAAUGUGGUGGUGGCAGCAGACGGGAGUGGGAAUUACAGGACGGUGUCGGAGGCAGUAGCGGCGGCGCCGGAGGGGAGCACGACGAGGUAUGUGAUAAGAAUAAAAGCAGGAGUGUACAGAGAGAACGUGGAGGUGCCGAAGAAGAAGACAAACUUAAUGUUUGUGGGAGAUGGAAGAACCAGCACGAUCAUUACCGGCAACAGAAACGUCGCUGAUGGAAGCACAACCUUUCACUCUGCCACUGUAGCCGUUGUAGGAGAACGAUUCUUGGCUCGAGACAUAACCUUCCAAAACACGGCCGGUCCGUCCAAGCACCAAGCGGUGGCUCUCCGGGUGGGCGCCGACCUCUCCGCCUUCUACCGCUGCGACGUGCUCGCCUAUCAGGACUCCCUCUACGUCCACAGCAAUCGCCAGUUCUUCGUAAGUUGCCUAAUAGCAGGCACCGUCGACUUCAUCUUCGGGAACUCCGCCGUGGUCUUACAAAACUGCGACAUCCACGCCCGCCGCCCCAACCCCGGCCAGAAAAACAUGGUCACUGCACAAGGCAGAGUCGACCCUAACCAGAACACCGGCAUCGUCAUCCAAAACUGCAGAAUCGGAGCCACCCAGGAUCUGUUGGCAGCGAAGGGAAGCGUUGAGACGUACCUGGGGAGGCCAUGGAAGGAGUAUUCGAGGACAGUGAUAAUGAAGAGUGAAAUAAGCGACGUGAUACAGCCAAGCGGGUGGUUCCCUUGGGAAGGGAAUUUCGCAUUGAACACUUUGUUCUAUGGUGAGUAUCAGAACACGGGACCUGGAGCUGUGACUUCUGCAAGAGUUAACUGGAGAGGAUUUAGGGUUAUCACUAGUGCCACUGAAGCUCAGAGUUUUACUCCUGGAAGUUUCAUUGCUGGCUCAAGCUGGUUGCGUUCUACCGGCUUUCCAUUUACACUCGGGCUGUGAUUUCGUUUUGGAAGAUUCAUUGAUGAGUCUGGCCGUUUGUGUGUGGCUUUGUACGUAUUAUAAUUUUUGAAGUUGAUCAAUUUGAACUCUUCAUGCAAGACACUAAACAGUGAAUUAAUAAGGCUGUAACAUCUUGCCAGGCCAUCCCAGACCCAGCUGAUGAAUAUGGCAUAAAUUCAAUGCUGUGUUUUGGAGAUUGUCUUAGCAUUUGAAUUUGAAUGUGGAAAUUUAAAAGGUGAAAAA
Messenger RNA from Neltuma alba, 2072 nucleotides. RefSeq names its product pectinesterase. The record is from RefSeq and is a predicted model, not a curated record. The transcript is spliced from 3 exons. The coding region runs from base 90 to 1829 and encodes 579 amino acids. NCBI's taxonomy places the organism in Eukaryota, Viridiplantae, Streptophyta, Magnoliopsida, Fabales, Fabaceae. Gene Ontology annotation, molecular function: enzyme inhibitor activity; pectinesterase activity. Gene Ontology annotation, biological process: cell wall modification.